This is a messenger RNA of Anneissia japonica, 3161 nucleotides long. Its product is annotated as transmembrane protein 248-like. The transcript is spliced from 8 exons. The record is from RefSeq and is a predicted model, not a curated record. Bases 262 to 1182 code for a protein of 306 amino acids. NCBI's taxonomy places the organism in Eukaryota, Metazoa, Echinodermata, Crinoidea, Comatulida, Comatulidae.
GGCGGUAGUGGUGAUGACGUGACGACACAUCAAUCAAUCAAGCAACACGUACUGUAUUUUUAUGUUUUUUUCGUGUCGAUAUCUUGUUUUCUUAAUUUAAUGGCGAAGAAGCAAAGAAAAAAUGUAAUACAAACCAGCCAACUUUAGACAAGAUACAUGAAAUAUUUACGAAUUUUUAUACUGAAGUGACGAGGGGCUCUCUACCAUACUGCUUAGUGUCUGUUUUACCUGGUUUUACUGAAGAAAAGAACGAUUUAAACGAUGAAGGUCUAUAUAGUAGACAACUUCAAGAGCCAUGCUGUAAGCAAGCCUCCAAUGGUUAUAUUUGUUGGUUGUUUGAUUUCUUUUGUAAUUGUUAUGAUGUCAUUAGGCUGGUACAUUAAGGAACAUGAAGUACAAGAUUAUGAUAUUGCCCAGGACUGGAAUAGCUUUUUAUUAAGCUUUUCAGAAAAUGAUUUCUGUGUGGACAGCAAUACAUCUGUAUCAGUACAAGAAAGUCACCCAUACAUCAUCUCGAGUGAUAAUACAACAGACUCGUUUCUAAGCCAUGGUACAGAUCAGCAGCUUAAUCUACUGGAGUACGACACAAAGUUGCACAACUACUCCAUGGGAGUGUCAUUGAUCAUUGAACCUACAGAGAAAAUGCUUCUAAGCUUGCAGAAUGUCAGCUUCUUCAAAGGAAAACUCUUUGCUUCUCAGCUUGGUGUGCCAGGUAAAGAUGCGGAAAGUGAACCAGUACAUUUCCAUUUUGAACUGCCUGAACCAGUUGGAAUACAUAACUGUCUGAAGAGAAGCAUUUGUGAUAAAAUUAUUUUAAAAUCUUGUGUUACAUUCUUUGCUGUCAGAAGUGUUUUUCCUGCAAGAAGGGCACCACCUACUUGCAAUAUCACAGAAUCAAUAAGAGACUACUCCAUUGCAAGUUUGUCAAUGAAAACAGAUGCUUUGGGCGAUUGGUGUGAUAAUGGUGCAGUUGUCUACAGUGACCAUAAAUUUGAUCCUAGACUUACAGUUAUGCUCAGUUCAGCUGAGCAAUCACUUAUCAAUCUACACUUGAUGCAUACAAGUUACUUCUUAUUUGUUAUGAUAAUCACCUGCUUAUGUUAUGCAAUGUUCAAACGAAAACCUGUUAAAACUCGAGUUAUUAUUGCCACCACAUCUGAGAAAAAAGCACUUCACAACUAGGUUGCCUUAUUCUACUGUACUUGCCAUGAAAUACAAAGAAGAUAUCAGCAUUUUGGGCCGUCAAAAUUUGUAUUAUAUUACCAAGAUGUAUAUUUUGUUUAUACAGUACUGUAUUUGUGUCAAAUAGCAUCAGGGCACUUUUUUUUUAUCAAGUGAUACUUUUGAAAAUGUGUUGGUAUCUUGCCAAGUCAUCCUUUUCGGACAUUUGUUUAUUUCACAAGCUUUCUAGUUCCCUCUAAGCAUUCAUAAUUUUGCAGAAUAAUUGUUGGAAGUGUAAAUAUUUUUGAUAUAUAACAGAGAAUAUAAAUAGGUAUACAUGGACAAUUCUUUUCAUUGCAAUAUAUUGACAUAUAUCUAUAAAGAAUGAAUUAUAUACAGUAAUGCAUACUGUAUGUAUAUUCUGAUUAAGAAUAGUGUGUAAUUUCAAUAGAUAAAAAACAAUUAUUUAGCAAACAUCCAAGAGGAGAAAUUGCAAAUCUGUAUUAUUUGUGGCCGAUCGUUCACUGUACUAUAUUGUAUGUUAUGUAAUUAAUAUUACUUAUUAAUUCUUGAAGUCACAAAAAAUAAACAUUUAAGAGUCAUGAUGUUUAUAUACAGUAUACUGUAAUAUAUAGAAAGGCUUGCAUGUUGAAUUUGUUAAGCAAUAUCUUUUUUAAAUGUAGAUCAUUUGUUGGGAUUCUAGGUAAAAAGACAUUGUUCUGCUAGUCCAUACAUUCUUUGAAUUGUUGCUAUGUUUGUACACUUUCAGUGCAAGUGCUAUAUUCAAAUUCAAGUGUUUUUUUGUUGUUUUUUUUUUGUAGUUGUACUGUAAAAUUCAGCACAUUGUACUGUACUGUAUAAUAAAAUUAAUAUUGUGCAAAUACAGUGUGUUUCUGUUAUAUUUUUAUGUCAGGAGGUACAGUAGUUAGAAUCAUUGGAAUGCUAGUACAGUAUCAGUUAAGUAAUUCUAUGGUGUUUAUUGUUUGCCCAGGUAAAAAGGUACUAUGGUAUAAAAAAUAAUUACCAGGGUUCAGGUACAAUUCCGUUGCUCUCCUUUUGAUUGAGCAUGCUGAAAUGCAUAUUUACUGAUACUGUAACCAUCUUUGAAGCUAUUGUUUUUGCGUUAAUUAAGGCCUACUACAGUAUAUUUAAAGUACAAUUUAAAAAGAAUUAUACACAGUAUAGAUGAGAUUACUAAUAUACAGUAAACACUAGAUCAAUAGGAUAUUUUUAAUGGACUGCCAGUGAACAUGUCACUACAGUACUAGAAUUAAAUCAUGGAAUGUAACUAAUGUAGUGGGAAAGGUAUGUGCCUCAACUUCUUGGUACAGUACUGUAUAUAUCUAGUAAAAUUGCCUGAAUUUUUUUUUUUUUUUUUUCGGUGUCAAAAAAGCAGCACCACAUAAUCAAACAAUGCAUGCCACACUCUACUUUUGGUAAGUAUGCAUUAAUCCAGUGACUGUUGAAAAUGUAAAUAUCCUGAGGUGUUCACAUACCAGCAGACAAUACAGGUGGUACUGCAUUGCAAUAAAAAGAAACAAUUGUUUAAAUAUGUACAGUACUAUCAGUCAUGAGGGGGAAAGAAUUAAAGUUUUUAAACAUUUUAAUUCCACAUAUGAAUUGUCAAUUUGUAUAAAUUAUUAACUUAUUGAAGUUAUUAACUUAAAAUAAUCACUUGUCAAUUUUCUAGCAGUUAAAUAACAACUUUCCUGUAUUCUCUUGCAUAGAUUUUUGUAGUGAAAUAUCUGUAAAUUGGUGAAAACCACUUUUCUCAUUGGAAGCUAAUACUGUACUCUAAUUUAUUUGAUCUCUUCAAAUUGGUUAUUAAUUUUAUUUUUUAUUUUUGAGGUAUUUUCCUUCUUUUUGACUGAUAGAACUUACAACUUUUAACAUUGAAAACAAAAUUAUGUACUGUAGUCUACAUUCUGAGAGUUAUAUCGAACAUUGUACUGUUACAUUAGCUUCACAACAUAACCAUUAAAAAUAUACAGUACUGUUGC